CUGACAGGCACCCAUAACCCUGAUCCUGGCCUGUCUCACAACUCAUCUAAUGUGAAACACAGAGUGUGUGUCUGAACAACUCAAAGCAACUCAUCGGCUGGUGUCCUCUUGUCUCAUCUGUUUCAACAUUAAGACUCCAGUUAUCAAGGAUUACCAUGGAGAGUGGACAACUGACUGAAGACAUUAAAAAAGCACUAGAAAAUAAUGAUCAGGCCUUAGCUGUAAAAAGGAUACAGGAGUAUUUGGACAAGGAGAAUAAUACUCCAAUAACAGGCUCUGGUAAAUCCACCUUCGUUAAUGUUUUCAGAGGCAUAAAUAACGGGGAUGAGGGAGCUGCUCCUAUUGGUCCUGUAGAAACCACCACAGAGGCUACACCAUACCCCCAUCCCAACUUUCCCAAUGUCACACUAUGGGAUCUUCCUGGUAUUGGCACUUCCAAAUUUUCAGCUGAACUGAAGCUUGUUGGAUUUGAAAGGUUUGACUUCUUCAUCAUCAUCUCAGCCACUCGCUUCACAGAAAAUGACGUGAAGCUCGCUAAGGAGAUUCAGAGGAUGCAUAAAAAGUUCUACUUUGUUCGUUCAAAGAUUGACAGUGACUUAAGAAAUGAGGAAAUAAGUCAGAGGUCAAGGUUCAAUGCAGAAAUGACUCUUCAACAAAUCAGGGACAACUGCAUUCAGGGUCUUCAAAGACAAGGUGUUGAGUCUCCUCAAGUCUUCCUGGUGUCCAGCUUUGAUCUCCACCUGUGUGACUUCACUCUCUUAGGGGACACCUUUGAGAGAGAACUUCCUGCACACAAGAGGCAUGCUCUGCUGCUGGCCAUGCCCAACAUCAGCCUGGAGGUCAUCGACAAGAAGAAAAAGGCUUUCCAGUCCAAAAUAAAAUACUUUGCUACACUUAGUGCAGGUGUAGCAGCUGUACCAGUUCCUGGGCUUUCUGCUGCAGUUGAUGUGAGUCUGUUGGUUUCUGUUGUUACACAAUACGUAUUUGGGUUUGGGCUUGAUAAACCGUCACUGCGGAGACUCGCUGAAAGUACACGUGCCAUUGGAUGAGCUGAUUGCCAUCAUAGUUUCACCACUGGCUGCAGUUAAAAUAACCCCUGUUCUUGUGUUGAAGUCGCUUGUUCAGUGUGCAGGCCUAGUUGCAUUAAUGACAGCAGAGGAAGGGUCCAGAUUUAUUCCAAUAUUGGGA
Epinephelus moara (kelp grouper) is the source of this 1188-nucleotide messenger RNA. RefSeq names its product interferon-inducible GTPase 5-like. The record is from RefSeq and is a predicted model, not a curated record. Gene Ontology annotation, molecular function: GTP binding. Gene Ontology annotation, cellular component: membrane. Lineage: Eukaryota; Metazoa; Chordata; Actinopteri; Perciformes; Serranidae.